ACAAAAGUGCUUUUCUUCUUGUAGGUUAUGUCCUCAAAAGGUUAUUUUUUUUUCGUGUCUAGUGUUGAGAAUGAUUUGAAUUUCAACAAUUUCAAGCAUUUAAAAUGAAUAAGAUUCUAAACCAUAAUAAAAACAUUAUACAAAUUACAAUUAGGAAUUAUGCUUUUAAAAGCGACUUGAAAAUAAAGUGGGUACGGCCUGAAAAAAUUCCUUGUUACAAACCCGAAAAAUCCGGAGAUUUGUCUCCUUUUCCUAAAAUUAAUAAAAGUGAAUAUUUACAUGAAUUUAGAAAAUCAAAGGAACUAGAAACAGCAGACGAGAAUGUUAAGCGUUUAUUUACGCUCGAGUUUAAUUCUAGAAAAUAUUCUACUCAAUUUUAUAACAAGAGGGCAAUGGAAGAAGUGAAACGGCACGAAUUUGAUACCGGUUCCAUCGAAAUUAAAUUGGCUAGGUGGACAGGUUAUAUAAGAGCUUGGCAAGAAGCAAUGGAACGUUUUCCCCGCAACAAGAGAUUAAAAGUUAAACUAAAAGAGGUAAUUGAUAUGCGAAAAAAACAUCUUAGAUAUUUGCGUCGGUGGGACUAUAAAAAAUUCGAAUGGAUACUCGAGAAUCUAAAUUUGAUUUAUAAACCUUCACCAACCGAAUCCACAUGGGUUACGAGGAAGGGAUCACUUGUGAAAUUGACUGAUAAAUAUUGUGCUGACAUAAAAAAAGACAAACUUGAAAAAUAUAGGUAUUUGUUAGAAGCUGAACAACCAGCAUUUUUAGAAGAGAAACUUAGAACCCUACAGUUCAUAAGAAAUGAGCAAAAUGAUUGUGGAGUUGAAGUGACAGUAUCUGAUGAUGAAAUUAAUAAGGUUAAACAACUGUUAGAAGAGCUGAAACUUAAAAGAACUCCUGUUGAGGAAAAUUAAAUAUUGAUAAACGGGG
Molecule: messenger RNA, 930 nt
Organism: Sitophilus oryzae (rice weevil)
Lineage: Eukaryota; Metazoa; Arthropoda; Insecta; Coleoptera; Curculionidae
Gene: bonsai
Product: 28S ribosomal protein S15, mitochondrial
Exons: 4
Coding region: 105-914 (269 amino acids)
Biological process (GO): translation
Cellular component (GO): ribosome
Molecular function (GO): structural constituent of ribosome
Source: RefSeq, a predicted model, not a curated record